AUGCCGUGUUCAAUCUGGCUGCCAGCAGGAGAUUUCGUCCUUCUACCACCCGAACUGCUCCAUCAAAUCAUAUCACACCUGCCACUCUCCGCUGCCAUCGCGCUCAAGCUCGUCAACAAAGCUCUAUUCCGAGCAGUCCGCCUUCCGAGCGACACUCUCAGCAGAGACUCUCGUUACAAGCUUCCGUACUGCGAGCAAGAUGCCAUCCGCCGCAACAUCAAUGAGUACUGGGUUAUGAAGAGCUGCAGGCGUAGGUGCGCGGUCUGCGACAGUGUCCAGCAUCUGCGUGACUUUCCGGAGAGCAGCGCCGCUUGCCAUUUCCACGACGAGCGCUUGACGAUGGGAGUUGAGGAGCACUUCUCGAAGCCGUGGGACGAGCUGCUGGCGACAGCCGAAGGCUCCAUGGUAGUCUCGAAGCGUCCGUUCUGUAUGCACAAACGUGAACUCGUGCCGCAAGAUGCGAGUAAUUGCUCGUGCGGAUGCCCUAGUUGCGCACAUCCAGAGGUAGUCUGCUUCUCCCGAGCAGGAGAUCUCGCAUUCGUUUGA
Molecule: messenger RNA, 546 nt
Organism: Baudoinia panamericana UAMH 10762
Lineage: Eukaryota; Fungi; Ascomycota; Dothideomycetes; Mycosphaerellales; Teratosphaeriaceae
Exons: 1
Coding region: 1-546 (181 amino acids)
Molecular function (GO): protein binding
Source: RefSeq, a predicted model, not a curated record